GGAGAGUAAUCGUCGAGUUUUUCGAUACUAUUAAUCCGAUUCCUCAGUUACAUUUUUGAAAUUAAGUUGGUUCUAAGCACUGCGUUUGGAAACCGGGCUUCAGCUUUCCCACUUUAUAGUCCGAUUUUAGCAGAGUAAUCUCGUAUCACGAUGUCUUAUCGUCGACGCGAUUUGUAUAACGAAGACUCCGCAGCGAACCUCCUUCGCUCUGUCAGGCAACAGGUAAGCAUGUACAGUUGCUGUAUAUUUUUGUGGUUCUCCGUAGAUUUAAUGUGAUUAACAUCAUCGAACCCCUUAUACUUGAUUAUUAUCUUUGAGUCUCUGCAUGCCGUUAAUGCUGCUGGUAAUCUUGAGGUCAAAUGGCUUGUGUUCCGGUAGCUUCUUGCACAUAGCUUGGCCUUGCAAACUUGAAAGCUUCGAAUUUCAACUUCUUUUCCGCCCUAUAAAACUCUGUGGUUUGUGAUAUACUCUUUAAACGUACUUUUUGCCGUCUUUGACAGGAAGCUCAAUUUGAAAUGCUUUCCCGAGAAUUAGAACAAGAGAGAAGAAAUGUUGCACAGCAGUUAGAAAAGGUAAGCCAAGGAGUUCGAGUUUUGAUUCCUAUUUUGAAUUCCUGCCUGGGUACGCUAAUUUUGUUCCGCGCCGGUCAUGGGCCGCGUAGUAGGUCAAACCUCAAUUUUGCACGGCGUAAAAAGAUGUUAUACAACAUGUACGAUUAUAAACCUCUCAAUAUUUUCACUUGCAGUGCAAAUAUGGCUCGGAAACAGCAAGUGUUAGCUCGAUGGGAAGGUAAGAAACUCAUUGUCGUGUUUGUAUACUGAAGAUAUAGUCAAGAUAAGCUUGAAUAUUUUUUUAUUUGAAUUUUACGAUCCCAGCUUGAGAAUUAAGUGUUUUCAGUUUUUCACAAACCAUUAAAUUCAUGGAAGUGAGUUUGUUACGAUUCCAUCAAGAUCAUUUCCAUUAAUUUGAUAUUUAUAUGGUACUUGCUUAAUAAAUAAGUAAAAAUGUCUGGAUGUUUCUUUCUUAUGGUUGAAUCUCGUCACUGACAUGUACGCAUAAUUUUAAGUUUAGGAACGUUCGAUCGAAAGUCAUUUUGUAGGAACCGAUUUCUUGCUUGUGUUACAAAUGGAUAUUUAUAAAGGGUGAUUAUACCUUGGCGCGGACCAUUUUAAUUAUAAUAUGUCGGAUUAUCUCUUCAAACCUUUCAACUAGUCGUGCUUUGUAACAAACUUCAUCAGAGAGACUUUGCUAAAAGUAAGCUUAUUUUGAUUACAAUCAACGUCGGCAAGUGCUUUUUUUUAUCCACGGCUAGCUAUCAGGUAUCAUAAAUCAAGUUUUCGAGUCUUUGUAUUUGGCGUUUUCAUUUCCUGAAAGGCAAUCGGUGCAUGGAUUGUGUUUUUGUGAAGAGAAUUUUAUUCAAGAAUUUACCCCUUGCCUCUGCGUUACAGUCAUUUAAAGUUGUACAAACUAGCUAGUAACUCGGCGAAAAAAGUCUUGAGGUUAAAAUUCUGUAUUGAGAGUGAAAGUUAUAUUUGCUGGCGUUUUAAAGUUUCUGAACAAUGCAUUCCUCUCUAAUGUCAGUCUUGGGUAUUGUUCCGGAAGGGUAGCUAUCACCUAAGUUCUAAUUCUCCAUUUUGCCUCGUUCGCCUCGUUUGCCUCGUUCGAACCAAUUUCGUGAUCAAAGCAAAGCACCAUGUUAGGGAAAAUUUAUCUUUUGAUGAGGUUCAUGCCUGGAAGACUACUGUUGAAAUGUUUGUAAGUGUGAAAUAUUUUCCCGAGGUGUCAAAUUGUUGACAGCUUAAUGGCGGUCAAAUGUUUUUUCAGAUGUCCAAAAAGAAUCACGGUGAAGCAGUCUUUUCAUGAAACACUUACAAAUGUAACUUUGCGUGAAUAUUAUUUACUUUUCUUUGAAUAAUUUUCCUUGAUAAUAAAGGAAGGACUAGUGAGGAAAUUUAAGAGAAAUUGUGAUAAAUUAGGUCCUUGAAAUGCAAAUUUUUAAAAAGAAAAAGUAGCUCCUAUAGAGACAAUUUAGCAGUGUGUUUAUACUCUGGCUUGACUCCAACAGGAGGCAUGACUUUCCCUCAUUCUUCAAUUAUCUGUCGUGGUUGCUUUGCAACUUGUAUGUUUUCAUCUGGAUACACAUAGGUAAUGUGUUGUUAUCAUGAUAGAGACCUGAUGGUUCUAACUGUAAAGGAAACCCAAAAGUGCUCAAAAUUGAUUUUCAAAGGGUAUACAGUUUAUUGUAGGCAGAGAAACACUAUUCAAUUAGUGAAAUCAAGGAACCAUAAAUAGUUAUUAUAAUCAUUCUAUGAUAACCCUAUUUAUAGCACAAAGGCUAGACUGGCUUGGCAAAUGACUGAAACAAAAAAUUCAAAUUGACCAUAAUGAGGUUUAUAUUCCGGAGUGGUAAGAGGUAAAUUACUUGGCUAUUUUCUACAGUCAAGGGUGGCUCAGAAGUUAAAUGUGUACCCCUUGAGUUUUGGUGUUAUUUUCAUGUUACUCUGAUCAUUGGGUUAUUCUUUUGUAUGUUUCAGCUUUAAUUCUAUUGUCAGUAUUUAACCUAUUUGGGUUAGCUUUUUUCUUGUGCUCUGACCCUGGUAACUAAGGGUAAAUAGUUGUUUAACCUGAGAACGGAAUUUAGCUGUUAAAACAAUUAAUAACCUCUCGAAAAUCAUAAGGUUAUGUUGGUAUGGCUUCCCAGCAAAUCAAACAUUAUCCUCAGUUUUUACUAUUUUUGGCUACAUUAUAGAUACAUCUGAUUGGCGCUCCUUUUACCCCAAAAAUGAUACUUAUUUUAUUUAUCUGUUUUUCAUUUUAGCAUUUUUGACAUCAUUUGGCCAUUGCUAUCCUAUGCAUACACCGAAAAAAAUUUGGAGUGUUUUGCAAUUUGAUGUUGUGCAUUUGUGGACCGCUCAGAGGUCCUGACAGGGGAGGGGGGUGUGGGUCUGUUGUCAAAUGUCUGAAUUUGAUAGUCUUUUAUGUCCCAGUUUGGUCACAACUUCACAAGUCCUAGACUUGUGACAUGCUUAUUAUCACACCUUUGACGUUCAUAUAUUUUACCAAGCUUAAAUUCACAAAUCUUUCUUUAUUUUUCACAUCUGUUGUUAGAGGUGCAAUGUCCUUCUUUUAAAUUGACAGAAAAAUUCCUAUAAUGUGGUUUUUUUUAUUAUGGUUCAAUGCUGGCCUAAGUGUUCUGAUUUUCUAAUAUUGUGGUGUCUGUUGUAAAUUAUAAAGCAAUAAACAAUUGGGCCUCACUGCCGAGUAAGCUCAAGAGACUGAUGCCAAAAGUGAAACAGUUUUCACUUGACCAUUUUGAACCGUAUUAAUUUAGUAUUUUUAUCUUAGUUUAACACAAACUGUAGUCUUUGUUUUUAGCCACAUUUUUAGUAUUAUUUUAAUGUAUAUUAUUUUGCACUUUAUUUUAGAGGACCCUCGUGAAAACCCCCUUUCGGUGCUUGGAGGCCUCCUCUGAAAAUAUCAUUUAUUAUUAUUAUUAUUUUAUUUUUUAUCAUCCUUCUAUUGAUGUUCAUUUUGUUUUUUGGUUAUCAGCUCAACAGAUGAGUCUUUUGUUUGGCGUGGAAAUCAAGGUCCAGGAAGUAUUGGUGAUGAUCAAGAUCUUUCAGAUAAUGAGAGUCAGCUUAGUGGAUCUGCCCUUGUUGAUUCCUGCUUGUGAGUUGGAAAUUCAUUUUGAGCACUGAAAAGCACAGAGCACUGUCCUUUGCACUAAAGGACUUGAGAAAAUGUUUGUUAUUUUAAUAAAAAGUUUGCUCCUGCAAGGCAAAUACAAAACCAACUUUAUCAUCAUAAAUUGGAAAAUCACGUAGAUGAGAAUCAACAGCAAGAAACCUAGGAAAAAAUCUAAGUUACAGACUAAUGAAAACUACAAGGGUACUUUGUAUUUACAAUGUAUUUACAAUAAUAUCAAUGAUUGGAAUGAUUGGAUUUACAAGUUAUGGUGAGAUGAUUUUUCAUACUAACUUUUUUGCCAGUUGGGGAAAUUCUGUCCAAAACAUUAUGUCCAAAACUAUGCCAAUCCAGAAAAAUGCCCUUAAAAUUAAUUAGUUGUCUAAAGUGCCUCAAAUUACCAGCUGGUUUAUUCAGGUCAAGUAUGGAAACAGGCAAAUCUAGAAAAAAUGUCUACCUGUUAAAAUAUUGCUACCACUGAUUGCAUGAGUUUUCAGAGGAAGUGUGCUUUGUGAAUCCCAGUGAAAAUAUUAAUUUGAUAUUGUACAUGUACAUGUAACUCCUGAAUUGAGUGUCAUUGUCCUUGUACAUGUAUUGGAGAAAAUCUGUCUGUUGUCCAUAAAAAUGGCGGAAACUGUCUGGAUCACAAUCCACCUGUAGUAGAGUGCUGGUUAUGGGUGAAAAGAUGCAGUUUCAAACCUUGGCUGAGACAAUGCAAGUAGUUAAGAAGGGUCUUGGUAAGGUUAUCAAGCUUGUCUCAGCCAAAAGGUCUAAAGAUGAUUGCAUCACUGUUAUAGUGGCAUGAAGCAAUAUUGGUCUUGUUUCCUUUCGCUUCCUUCAAAUGAGAUGUCAAAAGACACACCCCUUUUCAAAAAGAAAUUGGCAUUAUUGUGAUGUACAGUGUAGACCUUGUUGCUGUGGUCUGUGUGUUUGUCUCAUGGGUUUGGUGGGAAGAGGCUGAGUUGCACAAUUACAGCAUGGUACUUGUACAUUGUAUAAUAUGAUUAGCCUACUGUUAAAGGGGUAUCUCUCCGAUUGGGACUGUCGGUGGAUUGCACUGGCUCGCAUUUAGAGAGUUUUGAUUACAGAAUUAUCUCAACUUACUCGACAUUAAUUUACAUGUAGGGCUAUGCUAUAAGAACAUGUUUCACAUGAAAUUUAAAGAUUUGCAGUCUUCCUGUAACUGCCUUUGCUCAUUUAUCUCUGUACUGUUUGAUUUGCUCCUUUCGUAUAUCAUCUGGGUAGCUAGGGCAAGGCCGUAUGUGCAUGUUUUUGGUGUACAAUACUAAAUUACUAAGCUAGAAAUGAUUUAAUUACAAGUUGAAAUGUGUGUGUAAGAAAAAGAUGAGCUAAUGAAAGUUACACAGUAUUGUCACAUCAUAUGCAAAAGUUAAGUAUUCGUCCUUGUGAUUUUAUUGUAUGUUUGGUUUAUUCUAUGAACAUUAUACAAAUUACAUGUAAGUAAUGUUUCAGCCAAGGUAUUUUGUUGCAGGUACUUACAUAUAUGACCCGUAUUGGGAUUUAUUAAUGAUGUUUAUAUAAAUGAACACUCUUUUUGCAAGUAAACUUAUAGAAAUUAUAUGGUCCUUGCAUAAUCAUGUUAAUUGUUGUGAACAAUGAGCUUUAUUCCUCAAAAGGUUGAAAAAUUGUAAAUUUUUUUUUAGCUCUUGGGAGAUAGAGAUUGUAAUAUAUUGUUGGUCUAUAAAAUUACAGUUAUGAAUCUCUUGUGUUGCAGACUAUCAACUAUUAUUAAUUCCCGGCAGAAAAAAAAUUAUUAUAGAUGUGUGGUUGAAAUAAACUCCUGCCCUGGCUGGAGUUGACUGUAUUUUGUAUUUUUUUUAUAAGAGGUUUUUUUUUGGAGGUGUUUAAUGUACAUGUAUUCCAUGCAGUAUUUGUUCCAUAUGUAGAACUUUGCAUCAGUUCACUUUAAUAUUUUUAUAAGAAUUUUUAUAACUAACUUAUGAAUGUGGCUGAUCCCUAAUAUGUUGCAAGUCACUUAUAUAAGACAAUAAAUUAGUAAUAAAUUAUGGAGAAAAUCAAUCAAUCAAUCAAUGUCUUCUAUGAGAUGUUUGCUUUUUAGAGGUGGUUAAUAUAUUGUAUGCAGUGUUUGCUCUGUAUGUAGAACUUUGCAUCAGUUUACUUAAAUAUUUUUUAUAAGAAUUUUUAUAACUUGUGAUUGUGGUUGUUCCUUCAUAAUAAUAUACUACAAGUCACUUAUAAAUAAAGACAAUAAAUUAGUGACAAUUGAGAAAAUUAAAUCAAUCAAUCAAUGUCUGUUUGAAAGUAUACCUUAAAGCUUAAAAUUAUACACUGUUAAGCAUUCAAAUCCAAGAAUUUUUUUUCCUCAGUUAUGUUCAAUCACUAGUUUAAGUUUUCUGUUGCUGUUAUUUUCUUGCAUGCAGCACUUACACUAUACACAAUGUUUUAAUUUUACUAAUUAAGGAAUUUUUGUUGAACAUAGACAAUAAAUUAUCUGUGUUAAGUUAUAAUUUGGGCCACGGAGACAUCCAUUGAUCUUAUAAUUAUGCAUAGCAUGUGCAUGUGAUUCUUGGCUGAUUAUUUGUUUUUUACUUUCAGGAAAGUCCUUCAAGAAAGAGGUUUGUCUGACUCAAGGUAUGUCAUGCAAUUCUCAUCAUGGCUAUCCUUAAAAUGUUGAGCAAAAUUGUUAAUUUUGUACGUUUACUCCAUUUGAGAGGACUAAACAGGGGCGUAGCUAGGGGGGGUCCUGGGGUGCCCGUGACCCCCCCUUGGUAGGCCUUCUUUUGAGCAAACGAAAACGCCAUGACAAUAUCUUGGCCGUAAAAGCCAUUUUUGAGAAGCCCACUUUUUAAAAAUUUUUUUUUUGUAAAGUAUUUUCGUCAACGGCUCCUGUCUUUAGUUAAUAUGGGCCUUCAUGCCGCGAUAAUACGACAUGACAAUCUGGUGAGUAGCCUCUGUGACCCCCCCUUUGAAAAAUCCUGGCUACGCCCCUGCUAAAGAUAUUAUGUAUUAAUUAAUAAUGAUGAGCAAAAGUGUCUGGUACCAGUUCACUAUUUCACCAUCGUCUUUAAAGAACACCAAUUUAGAGGUCAAUUUCUAUACUACGGUACAUGCUUGUGAAGAUCAGUGGUUAAUUUACAAAUGAACUAAUGCAACCACUCUGUACUGCCAAAUUAAAUGCUUUACAGUUUCUUUCUAUUUAAAGUAAACAGAGCAAAAAAUUCCAGGAUAGAAAACUUACAUGUAUUAGCAUACAUGUACUCUAACUUUAAUUUAGAUUGCUUUACAGGAAUUAUCUUAGUUUUUAUCAUUUUUAGAGUUGUCAGUUAUGCUCUUUUGUUUUGACUUGACCAUUGAACUACCAAUAAUAAAUAGCAAAAGGUUACUUUACGAUCAGUUCAUGAAACCAGAUUAGUAAUAGAAACUGAUGGCUUCGAAAAACAGUCAAUUUUUUUAAAUAUUUUGUGUACUUACUAACUUACAAUAAAACUUAAGCCGUGACAUAGAUUCACCACCAACUACAUUAAUUUUUGUAACAAGUUUGACCCGGCGAUGAAGUUUCUCGUGACAAUGUUCUCACCUUUCUAUUGGCAAUUCUGGGUCAUUGCAUAUACCUACACUGUAGCAAUUUUACAUCUUAAAGUGACAGAAUACAUGUACAGUCUAUUAUAGCCUUACUUUCUGGUGGAAAUGGCUUGAAGAAACCGCCACUGUUUUUGGACGACAACAUGCUUUUAAAUCUGAGGGCAUUUUCACAAGAUACAUAGAAAUCUGUAUUAUUAAUGUUGAGCUAUAAACAUGUUUGCUGUCACGUAUUUCUAUGUUAUAUGAAGCUCUUUAUGUUUCAUUUUUUAUGUUAUAGGGAUGAUCAAGAACCAUUCUAUGACAGGAGUUUAGUUAACGGCAAAAGUGCACUAUCUGGAAUCCGCUCCAAUGCACUCAUGAAUCAAAACUGGGAAAAAGAUCUAAUGGAAGCAGGUGCUGCUGCAUGACGCAAAUUCAAUAUAUACAUGAGGAUGUUACAUGGCUGCAUGUGUGGAGAUACAAAAUUUCUCUUCGAGUGUUAAAAAAAUAAUAUUUUACAAGAGAAUUUAUGAGAAAUUUCUAAUCUCCAAGCAUCCAUGUUAUGUUCCAGUUAUUAUAUAGACACCAAAUAAGUACUAAACCACUUAACUUUAACAAAUUAAUACCUUUUUAUGCUGUGAAAGGUGCCAUUUAUAUUACAUGUUUGUGGCCAUAGCAACAGCAAUCUUUUCACAUGUGAAUUUAAUAUGUUAUUUUCAAAAGCUCACCUGGUUUUUCAUUGGUGUUUGUAUUUAACAGAUUUAGUAGGUUAAUCUCUCAGUUUUCAGCCUUUUAUGUUAUUAUUGAUAAAUAUUGCUAUUUAUUGAUAUAUACAUGUACAUGUACAUUGUACAUUUAUCUUAUAUUUCACUCAGUUAAAUUUGAUCCUCAGGAAAAGUUUAUAAUUAUUAAUUCUUAUCUUAAAGUACAUGUAUAGUGUGGUUUUUACAGCAUUAUUGACAUGUCUACUUGAGGAGUAAACAACAUUUUUCUUUGUAACAGACCUGACACCUGGGCAAACAGUAAAGAAGGUUGUAACAAGAACAGAAGUCCGCACAUUAAGGACAGUAGAUGGUAAAGUUGUGCAAGAUACAUAUGACCCUGGUAGUGCUCAAACAACAAUCGAACGGUACACAUUUGACAACAGAGCUGUCAAUGGAAAUGCUCCAAGAACUGUAACAAAACAAUAUAUUCCUGGAGAUGAGUAUCGAUCAGGACGACACGGCCCAGGAUCUCAAUCUUCUGUUGAAGAUUACAAACGACCAUACAGUCCUGGUAGUCAAAGUGGUCCAGGUUCUGAUGGUAGACAGACACCAACUAAUGUUUCAUCUGGACACUUGUCAGAUGGAUAUCAUACACCCACAGGUAACAAAGUCUUACACUUUCAAUUUCAUGCUAUUGUGACACCCUUAUUACAAUGUUCCAACUUUUAAAGUGUGGCUUUCCUACAGUAUGAUAUCUAGUCAGAACUAACGGGGGAUGUAAACGAAAAACAGUUACAACAGAUAAGUCAUCUUUUACCCUGAAACCACAAAUCGUAUAUAAUCAUAUGAUUUUGCAAUUCCUAUGUGUUGAAAAAAAUUACUGAUCAUUUAUGUAACGGUAUGAUAGUGUCCACUGCAGCUGUACUAGUGAAAUAGAAUGCAAGUUAACAUGCAGUGCAACCAGAAUCUGUUGCCAUAAAGUAUAUAUUAAUAAUUUUUUUAUCCCAAAUGUAAUGGAUUUUUAUUUCCUACGUAAGUACUGUAUAUGAAUGGUUCUUUUCAGGUUCACGCCAUUCAUCUCAGUCUAGUUCUGUUAGUACUAAAGCUUAUCGCAACACAAGCCAAUCUUUACCUCGCACAUCCUUAUCUGGGGGAACACCAUCAUCAUCAUCCACCAUUCCACGAUCAUCUAGCGCAUCUGGGCGGCAAAGCAGUAAGUUCCAACGUUACUACAUACAGCUCACUUAAACAUCAAUCUCGUUUUUGUUGAGAAUCUUAAUUGUCAUGACUCAUGAACACUUUCUUUUAGAUUUGCUUGUGGAGAGGUAUAUAUAGUUUUAACUUUACAGUUUGCAGGUGAAUCUGUUUUUUCUUUGUUUCUGCUGAAUUAUGGUCAAGUUCUUGUGAUUCUAAUGGAAGCCACAUCAUUUAAAUCAAAAACUUGACAGUGAGGCUUAAUUGACCCCAACAAUGUGCAAAUAAAUUAAAUUACUGUUUUGCUUUUUUUUUUUCCAUUUAAGGUCAGGACUUACCUGUACCUUUUUUCACUUUUUCCCAUCACAUUUUUUUAUAUAAGUGUUCUUGAAACAAAUCCAAUUUAUGCGAGCUAAAUCUUUAAAUUGAUUUUACUGAUUUUGCCUCAGGAUAUUUAAAAGUGCCAAGACUGAAUUUUGAAUAAUUAUGCAAUCACAAUAAUUAAUUUAAAUAAAAUAACCAUAUUUCAUGGAGUGCAUGUAAAUUCAUUGUGGGUAAUUUCAUCUGAAAGUGUCUUUGGUUUUUGAUUAUUUAUCAGUAUACACUAAAAACCUGUGUCCAACAGUGUCUGGUUUUUUGUAACCACCAUUGACAUGCUUAUUUCAUGAAAGGCCUGUGGUUGAAUAUGCUACAAUCAAAAAUUAAAAGGUUAAAGCCCUAAUAUGCUCAAAUAAAUUGAUUAAUAAAAGAAAUGUUUCCCAUGUGGGAUGUAAGUAUUGCUUUCAUUUCUUACCAUAAUUGUCAGUUCUUUGUCAAACCAGGUGUAAAGGAAAAUGAAAGGUAUUUAGUUUUUGAUCUUGUCUAUGACUUUCUUUGAAUAAUUAAUGAUAAAAAGGAAAUUGUGUUGGAAUUUGAAUUUGUACAAGAUGGACAUGUGGAAUGCCCAAUCUUUGUUUAUGAGAUUUUUUCCUUUGGUUUUACCAGAUGAAAAACCAAAAGGUAUUUAAUAUUUCAAUGUUUUAUGAUGUUCCUUUGGUAAAAGAUACAGUUGGUGUAUCAGGGUGCUUUUCAGUCAUAAUUUUUAUAGGAUUACACAGACAUGUGACAACCGACCUGUUGGUCUAUACUUGGUUUUAUAUUCUGAUGUUAAUCUUCUGAUCUCUCGAGUGUUUAUAUUUCAUUUUGUUUCACUGAAGGGCAAUCUUAAAACAGCAACUUAAAAGCUUUCCCAUCAAACUUAAAAAAAAAAUUAUAAAAUGCUAAAUUGCAACUAAAUUUUUGCUUGCCUUUGUUUGUACUAUAAUCAAAAUACCACUGACAUUAUUACCAUUUUUUACAUUUAUUCUUGUGAUGUUAAUUUUAUUACACACACUGUUGUCUUGUGGCUGUGAAAGUUGAAAUAUGCUGCCUUGUAUGUAGGUGUAGAAAUUUGUCAAAUUUCAUCUGUAGAAAUUUGGAACUGUUAAUUCAAUUGUGAACUAACACAAGACAGGUGCUGUCGAGAAGAGAAGGAAAUUCUCAUUUUUACUCCAUGUGACUGAGUGUGACCUUAAAAGUUUCCUGCAUAUAACUUAAAGUAUGUUGUAUGUAUUUUAGGUGUUCCUUUAAGGUCUCCACUUAAUUAUUGAGUUACAUUUACUGUAGGGUAUACACUGCAUAGUAUUUUUAUUGUUAUUACUAUGGUUGGGGCAAAUGUCAUUCAAACAAGUGAUGUAUAUAUCACAAGCCUUUCAUUUUCAUUACUUUGUCACAUCAUAGCAAUACCAAGCAUUUGUAUCUACAGACUGAGUGAAAUGUACUGUGAUGUGAAUCUAAAUGAUCAAAGCUUGGAAGUGGAAUAUCAACCUCUUGUUCCUUUUAAAUGUACAAAGUGUACAUCAUCACAUUUUUUUUUGUAACUGAUGAUAUGAUAUGAUGUAUACUUGUAGUGCACUAUUGUAGCAAACGGUUUCGGGUGUGGCAAUAACAUGCUUUCUGAGUGGACUAAACUAUUUUUUUGAUUUUACAUAUGUAAAUCUGAACUUUAAGAUUUAUGCAGUUCAGUAAAUUUGUCCUGUUAGUUUUAAAAUCUAUUAGUAGAUUUAAGUGUCGAUAUUAUACAAAGUAAAUGUAUAUAACUGUAGUAAAAGGGCAAAAUAUUUAGGCACAGCAAUGAAAUAAUUUUCAAAGAGGCACUAAAGCAUAAAGAUAAUAACAAAAAUGAAAAAUUAUUUCAAAUAUAUUAACUUGGUCGUUACAUUUGCAUUUAAUCAGCUUUGAACGUAUCAUUUUUUUAUUGUUAUUUUUUCAGCUACUUAUAAUCUCAGUAUAAAGGUGGGCGAUGUUAAAGGUUCAGGGACAGAUGGCAAUGUUUACAUCCAGCUUUUUGGUGAGCGUGGUAACACAGCAAAGAUUCAGCUCAGGCAGGCAGGUGACACCAGAAAUAAGUUUGAGAAAGGAAGGACGUACAAAUUUACUGUGGACACUGUUGACAUUGGCAAGGUACACUUAUUUGUUUCUUAUUUUAUCACUUAAAUACAAAUAUGAUGAACUAAAUGUUUAUUAUUUUGUAUUUUGCUGCUAACAUUCUAGGUGAUAGUGUGUAAUUUUAUUUAAAGCUACCGUUACAUUGAUAUAUUUUUUAUUUACAGUCAAAUAAUUUAUAUUAUUUUUGUGUCUUGAUAAUGGGAAAAAUAUAUCAAAGUAAUAUACCUUUCUGUAAUAAAAUUUUAUGUUUUAGGUUAUGUGUACGAUAUAUCCAGCCUGUUGUUGUAUUUAUCUUUUCAGUUGUUGUAAUAGCUGCCUGUAAACAAAGUAUGUAUGUUGUUGUUGCUGUGUAGUGGUGUAAUGAUUAAUCAAAUUCUCGAUUAAUCUCGAUUAUGAACCGUUCUGUUCGAUUCACGAUUCUUUGCUUCCACGUUUCGAUUUUGCUUUGAUUUUUGCAUACCUUUUCCAGGGUGCCCUCAGUGAGUUAUUAUAUUGUAAAAUCAGAAUCCAGAACUCUUUAAAAUGUGAGUUUUUGAUUGACAAGCAAAGACGAUAGCAGUUCGUGCGUCAUGUUGUGUUGCCUAGUAAAAUGCUGUCCUUCAACCACCCCUUGAGAAUUUCCAAGUAAGGUAAACCAUCUUUGUGUGGUUCUCAAACAUGGCAACGAACCAAGCAACUGUGAAUCCUCCUGUCCCUGUUACUAUUCUCAAAUUGAGGGUUUAGGGUUGCAUGUUGUUAAUGUUACACGUUAUGGUAUAACAAUUCAGAAAAAUUUACAUAAUCGAAUCGAAAUCAAAAGACAAUAAUUGAAAUCGAAUUGAAUCACAAGGAAUAUGAAUCGUUACACCCCUAUUGCUGUGUCAUGUCCCUUUGACCCAAAUAUACAUUUGCAAGACUCUCAGUCACACAAACAGAUCCCUUGAGGGGGUUAAUGAGAUUCUGCUGCAUCAUUCAAUUUUUCUUUCGAAUUUUCAGGUUGACAGAAUCAAGCUGAGUCAUGAUCACACCGGUUAUGGCUCUGGGUUUUUUGUGGAGGAAGUUGAAGUGGAGGUUCCUGCACGCCAAGAUCGAGUCAAGUUUCCUUGCCGUUGCUGGCUUGCGCAAGAUGUUGAUGAUGGUAAAAUCGAGAGGGAGAUGUUUGCAGUCACUCCUUUACCAAGUAAGCUCAUAAUAAAUGAAAAAAAAAUGGAAGCCCUUGUUAGAGAAUGAAUUUAAUGUGUUACAUGUAUCAUAGUUUAUCAUGUUGAGGCAAAUAACUGCAAAUCUUAUUUAUGCCUUUCUACAUGUACAUUUAGCUAGUAAAUCCCAACACUGUUAAAGUUCUCUGUGUCAAAUAAGAGAGCCACUAUUUAAACUUUAACGAAAACUCUGUAUUUAUGCAUUCCCAUUAUAGACAAUUGAUGCAUAAACUGUACAUGCACAUGACCUUCCUUUUGUCUUCAAACUCCCAUAAGUAGUUCCAUUAGAUAAAAAGCAUAUUUUUUUGCAAACAGUUCAGUCAGAAUAGAGUAUCCACCCAUAGACAAGCAGGAUAGUUUGAUGCGUGUGAUUAAGGGUUUUGGCGUAGCUACUACAACACUGUAUAUCAUUAGCAUGAAACAAAACAAGUCCUGGAAUGCACUUAUCAAUCGUGGUGCUACAACCAGUUGCAAAAAUGUUGACACGUUCCGACGAGAAAAUGACCUGUCUUGCUUCAAAUCGCUGCUAGUCACAGGUCUUUUAGUAUAAUACUGACCUCCCUCCUCCCUCCCAUUCAAAGUUGUUCCUCCAAGUCUUGAGCAUGGUCUUGUAUUGCUAGCAACUUUGAUAACGGGUGGAGGGGGGAUCGCAAGCACAAGAUCAUGAACAGGCCAUUUAAGCCAAAAUAUGGUACAUUGUCUCAAGUGCAUUGUACUUUUGCAACUGGUUGUAGUUUCUAAAGUAUGUACAUUGUAAUUUAUUAUUUAUUUCUUUGUUAACAGUACUGUCUAGUUUUUGUUUUUUAUUAAAUGUUAAUUGUUUCAUUUCAGACACCUCCUACACAAUGUCAGUCAAACUAGGCGAGGUUCUGAGCCCAGACACUAAUCUUUAUGUUCAGUUGUUUGGAGAAGAAGGAGAGACGAGCAAAAUCAUGCUGCGACCUGUGGGGUCAUCACUUAAUAAAUUUGAGAAAGGCAGAACUUACAAGUUUACUGUUGAGACUGUAAAUAUUGGAAAGGUGAGUACUGAAAACACCAGCUCAGCCCUCCAGCUUCAUUGUAAUGUACCAGUCAAUCAGUUGAACAGUCAGUCACACACACUAUUAGGCAGGCGCACUGUAAGUUGGUCGGUCAGUCAAUUAAAAAGACAGUUACCGGUUGCAGUCAGUCAGUUGUCAGUCAGUUGGUCUGUCAGUCUAUCAGCCAGUUAGAACAGUCAGAAAGAGUAAGUUGGGCACUGACCAAUCAGUCAGCAAUUAGGUCAGCAUGUUAGUUACAAAGCAGUUGAUCUGUAGGUUGCAAAAAUUUAGUUUUAUUAACUGAGUUGGUCAAGUUGAUUUGCCAUUGUUAAAAGAUUCAAAAGGCGGACAUUUCAAGCGCUAGCCCUUUUUAAGAGCAAAAUGAUUGAUGCACACCACAGUUUCUUUUCAAACUAUCCACUUCAGUCAAUCAUACAGUCAGCCAGGAAUUUUAAGUCUCUCAGUCAUGCAGUUUUUGUCAAAUUUCAUUUUGAUCCUUGUCACCGCUUUAACAGGCAUUUAAAGAUGAAAAAACAAAAUUCUGCGUUUUCAAAAUACUUUUUAAAAAACAUGAAUAUCAUGGUUUGACUCUUUUAAAUACUUAGUCCCAUUUUAUUCGAUCAUCUCUAAUAGCGGUGUUUUGUUGUUAUGUUUUAGAUUGACAGUGUGACAAAAUUAACAUAGCUGAUUAUUCGUUUCAGUACUUUUCGUAUCCCAUUUAUUCAACUAAUAGUAAUGGCGAUGUUUUGUUGUCAUGUUCUAGAUUGACAGACUGCAAGAUUGGCCGCCCAAGUUAGUGCAAGGGUGAUGGGAAGGUAAUAUAUCAUUUGUAGAGGAGUGUUUCAUCACCAGAUCCUGCGAGAAGAGAGUUGAAAAGAUCGCACCAUUUUCCCUUGCUACUGCUGGCUGGUUGAUCUGGUGAUGAGGAGACAGUAAAUUCUUCUCAAACAAAAUCAUUUUUGAAGGAGAUUCUCCCAGGACAACCAAGACCGCCACGCCCAUUAAACAUUAAUUUCCUUUGUAUUUUCUUAAUGAAUUAUUAAUGGGUGUGAGAAGGCUGUGCCACACCUGGCUAGUUCGUUUUGUCAAUAUUGUGUAUAUUUGUCAACAGGUGUUUCGCAAGGGACCUUCCUAUAAGCGCAGACAUCGCAUGAAAAUGGCAGAAUUAGAUCUUCUUGUUCAGCAAAAUAUUAAUAUGCCUCCUAAUCAGUAUGUUACAAACCAAACAACGAAAUGAACAGUUACUUUGAAAAGCAAUUUCGUGACACAUUUCUUUAACUGUUCCCUUCCUUGUGGGGUAUCAGUAAGUCUUGAAGUAGUAGUCGAAGCAAGUAUGGUUGAUUAAGACUCUUCUGAUCUGAUUGACAUUCUUCCACAGUUGGUUCCUCUGUGUGUUUAGGUUUCGUUCUUUGUGAGAGAACUUAAUUUCUUGCCUCUUCUGCAAGCUCCGCCGGCAAUAAAACAUUUAUUCAUGAACAAGGCAAAAAUAUACAGCUUUGGGUUACCCUGGCAUUUUAUUUAAAUGAACCAUUCAUACAUAGUGGAAGGAAAUAGGGUUUUUGCGAAGUGAAGGUCCUUGUCAUAGAAAACAACUGGGUGCGAGACAUAAGGGGUUUAACAAUGUACUAGUAUAGGAAAUGAAAAAUGGGUGCGGCUUCCACUUUAACUCUUAAGCCAGCAGUUCUGAAACCAAAAAAAUUAAAAACUACGCACGCGUACAUAUACUAAAUCCUGAUGCCUAACUGGCUUAAACCUUAAUACAACACUCCACAGCACGCACUAAUGCUUUGUUUCGACUUCUGAAAGACAUACUUUCACACCAAAGUUUUCAAGAGUCAUUACAUUAAACGUUUUAUUAUAUAUUUUUUGUAUGCAGAUACUUCUUAUCAUUUAGCAGUGAAGACGGGUGAGAUGUUUACAGCUGGCACAGAUGCUAAUGUAUAUUUCCAGCUGAUUGGGAGUGAAGGGGAAACAGAGAAGAUUCAACUGAGGCAGGGCGGUAAAGCUGAAAAAAGAUUCGAGAAAGGGAGACUUGAUAAAUUUAUUGUGGAAACUGUUGAUGUUGGCACGGUACGUUUGUCUCAUUAUCAGUUUUUGAGGUUUUCAUCUUUGGCUUAGAUUGACAAGUUAAUCGUUACUAAAACUGCAUAUUUUGGACUUAACUAGUUUAUUUCUACGGAAAAAUGAUCCUCCGCUGAGUGACAAAAUGAAAAAAUAGGGUUGUUUAAAGCAGAAUUCGGACUUACUUUUCCAAAAGAGUUGAAACAAUUAUUUGACAAAUAAUGCAAAUUGAAUUUAAUUUGUUGACUAUUUACAAGUGUGAACUCGUAACGUCCGAGAACAAAUCCAGCAAGGGGACUCGAACCCAGGACCCCUGCCGACGCUGGAUCAUGCCUCCUCAAAUUGUUGAGGUUAUAAUUAUUUUGAAGACUUGAUCGAACUAAAGUGGCAGUGUUGUCCCUGUAAAAUGUGAAAUAAGCGGGAGAAUUUAAUUCUGACUGUCGAUCUGCUGGAUACCGCACAAAACUCCAACAAUCCAUCAUGCACUUUUUAACGACUCUAAAUAGAAUUUUGUUACGGUUUGUCGGGUGGAAGCUUCUCACUUGUCUUUCGGCUUUGCCUUACAUUUUACCGGUCUGUUAGCGAGGUAAUGAUUAUAUCAACCUUAAGUCGAUAACCAAUCGAUAACCAAUCUGUGGUAAAAGCAUUCUUUAACUGCAUUUUAGCCUACCACCAAUACAAAACAGACAGAAUCUAUAUGUAGCUUUUGUCUUCCGAGUGAAGCUGGCUUACUGUUAAAUUCUGAGCCAAAGCAGCGCAAGAACUAUGGUACUUGCCCAUUACAUUGGAAAGCAGAAAUUCCCGUGUAGAAAACUUCAAACAUAUGCGCGGUGAUUCGAGGCGAUGCAAUUUUUGUACUCUUUCAAGUCUGUCCAGCUGAUUUCGAUAUACUUGUAGCGGUGGAUCGUUUUCCCACCACGUCAAAUUUAAUAAUUUCACGUUAAUGCACGAUAUUUUAAACCGGAUGGUGGUAAGCACCCCUAGCUUAGGAUAAAUGCCUUGUUAACGUGAAGAAUAAAGCUCAGUGGUGCCGACCUCGCUGUGGUUCAUCGUAACACCAUCUUACUUUUCUAACCAUACAGGUCCAGAAGCUUCGUAUCGGACAUGACAAUAAUGGCUCUGCCCCAGGAUGGUUUCUUGAGGAAGUUGCUGUAGAUGUACCAGCACACAAUCAACAUUUUGUCUUCCCUUGUCACCGAUGGCUUGCCAGAAACGAAGAUGAUGGAAAAAUAGAGAGAGACCUGCUACCAGGUAUGUGUUGCUGACAAACGAAAUUACAUUAUUGGCGUUGUAAAGUUUAGUUAAACAGUACGAAGAAUUCAAAGAGUCUUAACCCUUUAAGGCCCAAUGGUGACCAACAUCAAUUUUCUCCCAACAAUAUCCACAGAUUGUCAAGAGGCCAGGUUAUGAGAAUUAAAAAAAUUAUUACCAAAUUGAAAAUGCCUUGAUAUUUUAUCAGAUUCUCUCAAUUAAUUCUUUACGGAAAUGUAUCAAAAUCAGUUUGGAGAAUUUUUGUGUGGAUAUUAGGGCUUAAAGGAGUGAAUGUUUGUGUUAAUUAUUCAUUCAAAAUAUUCUCCCUUUUUGGUUUGGCUUUAAUCCGCUGAAUUAUUCUUUAUGACCAGCUGGCAAUGACCAAAUUUGGAAAACGCUUAGAUCAUACCAACAUUAACGUCAGUCACUCCCUGAGACGUCAAUGAUUGUAUUAAGUAUAUUUAGCAAUUAUUGAAUGAGGCUGAGUAUGAUGUGAAGAAUUAUGCAGAUCUGCAUAAUUCUUCACAUCCUACGAAAGCCGAAUUAAAUAAUUGUUUUAUUAUUCAUUCAAAAUAUUUUUAAGUUCUCAACAAGCUUACCUUCUCGUAGACUUUCUUCAAAACUUUGACCUAUUUUUCGGCAAGGUUUCGGGAUAUAAACAGCUGUUUUUUUCUUCAGGUACUCCUCAAAAACUAGAUAACAUCCAUCUUAGUUCACUCCGAAAUAAACAGCUAGGCGGCCGCGCCUGGAAACGAGGCUGAUUGGUGGUAUAUCAUAGUUUAAACCAUCGAAAUUUGGAGUGAAUGGGCUGCAUGUGCGUACUUACCACUGUUCCUCUUUGUAUGUAGGUGUCCCUGUUUCAUCUGACACAAGAUCCCCAUCCAAAACCACGACCACAACUACCACUGAGACAACAACUAAAUUAGAGAGUCGGAACGUUCCACCACCAGUUGCUAAGAAACCUGUCAUGGACGAAAGCCGGUACAGUACACCCACAAAGAAGGUGAUAACAGAGGAAUUGAGGUACACUGCUGUUUCACCUCCUCAGAAAUCAGUGAUUGAGGAAGUGCGUUACACUACAUCUCCUUCAAAGAAGACUGUCAUUCAAGAGGAGUAUAGGUGAGUGGUGAAAACAUAAAAGGUCAAGGGUCCUUCCUUUACUUCGGUAACUUGUAACAAUACUCAUUAGACUGACAAACCUGAGACCGACAGUACACUCUUUUUACCCUCCCCUCCCUCUCUCCAUCAGUGUCUAAAUAGAGUGCAAGUAGUCUACUAAGAGCAAAUUCCAUGGGGCAUUUGUGAUACCCUGAUAUCUGUUAAGCAAAAAAGGGGGGGAGCUUCUCGUAGCGUAGUGCCAAAAUGUUUGUUGUACUCUUAAGUAGGGGUGUUAAAUGUUUUUAGAAGAGAAGCCAAUGCAAAAUCUACUAGAAACCAGUCAUGGUGUCUCAUUUUGAAGGUGCAUGAUUGCUAUUUGCAAAUGAUACCAAACCAUAUUAAGCCACAUUUAAUUCAGUCUCGUGUGCGACAUUGCAGAACGCGAGUAGAUGAAAUACAUUGGUUCUAGGGUUAUAUUCUGUUGGGAACUUAGAGUUUGAAGAUUCUAAUAAUAGCGAAUGUAGAAGUUUUAAUAAUAUUUUCAGUAUUCAUGUUUUAACAAUCAUUAAAGGUUUUUGUCAUCUUUUCAAAUGUUAGAUACACCACCUCACGAAAAGAGCCAGCCCCUGCUCCGCCGCAGAGAAAAAUAUUUGAAGAGCGAAUGGUAAUGAAAGAGACUCCCCCUCCUGCUGAAGAGGCGCCACCCCUAAGGCCUCUGGAGCCUAAACAGCGAAUCACACAAGAGGAACUAACUAUUGAAGAAGUUCGUAGGCAGCCAUACUCCGUACCACCUCCAAAGAAUGAAUACCAUUACCAUGAAGAGGUCCUUCCACCACCUGACGAGUAUCAUUUUGAGGAGAAAAGAACUGAUUUGUUAGCAUCGGCGCCAGAUUCUAUGGAUACCAGGAAGAGUAGGUUGCUUGUAAUGCCUUGGUUGAAUGUUUGGGUGCCUUUUGGCCUGGUGAAAAGGUUUCUGCAGAGCCGCGAGUCUUAAACUUAACUGGUCCCUAUUCUUCUCGUAUCUUGACAGCCAAAACAGUCAACAAAAGCAUGUGAGGGUGAAGCAGCCCCGAUUAUUCGCGUGAACUGCGCAGUCUAGUUUUCUGAAAACCCUGGGAUUGAAAGCAACUGACUGUUCUUAUCUUAUUUCCCAGGUCGUGCCACGAUAGAUGGUUUGAUUUUAGUCGUGGGGUCACGUAAUUUUCAGCGAACAGUAUCACUUGAUCUCUCAUCUCUGAUAGAAAGUUUACUUUCAAUGUGUUUUGGAGUCAAAAUACCAUGUUUAAUUAAGAGAUCACUGCUUAGAGUGAUAUUGGUGUUUUUUUCUUGUGUGUACAUUUUACGAUGACCAAUUACAUGAACAUUACUGCAACUUAUUAAACACAAGAUAAUGAAGACUUGCAGUUGUUCUAAAACGAAACAUUUCGUUGCAGUUGUCGCAUAUCAACUUUGCCUUAAAAUGGGAGACGUGCUUGGAGACGGAACUGAAGGAAAUGUUUUCAUCCAGCUCUUUGGUGACAAAGGAAUGACUGAACAAAUACAACUGAGGCAAGCGGGAAAUUCCAAAAUACGCUUCGAGAAAGGAAGAACCUACAAGUUCACUGUUGAAACAGUCGAUAUUGGCAAGGUAAGGUUACUCUGAUUCUUGCUGUAGAUUACAGUGUAGUUCUCCUGCGUUAAGAAUGUGGUUUGCCGUUUAGAAUUCUGUCAUAGAAAACAGUGAUGUGUUUUUUUUUUGCCUGCAGCUUUGCUAGCAGGCUCUUCAUUCGGGAGAAUCGCAGCGACACCCAACGUCAAUUUUCGGAAAAUAUCUGUUUGGAAGACGAUUUGAGAUCUAGAAUUUUCGGAACAUUUUUUGUAAAAUUUCUUGCUUGCCUACCUCUCCUAGGAUUUUCGAACAUCCACAAAUUGGCAUAAUUGACCAUUUUUAAUGGAUUUUUACCCUAAAAAGCUCACCUAGAAUUUUCGGGAGGCUUUUUUCUGGCUGAAAUUUUCGAAAAGUUAAGUUUUAAUUCCUAGAAUUUUCGGAUCUCUAGACUUUCAGCUAGGAAAUCCAAACAGAUGAAAAAUUUUUAGGGGAUAAAAAUAUGCACGCGUCCCACAAACGGCACAGCUGAUUAUUAACUUCAAUAAAAAUCAAAUCGACUGAACGUUGAAUGUGUAGCAAACAUCGAUGUAGCCUUUGACCUAGCUCUCCAGCGGAAGACCGAGAGUUGACCGAUUCCAGGGGCACCCAACGAGAAUAUAGUUCAAAACCACCUAAACAUAGCGUUGUUAAACCUAUUUUAGUAUUUGAACGGUAGAUAUAGGCGGUACAUGAAGAUUUAAUAACUGGCGUACUUUGCCUCUCGUGUCUUUGUAGCUCUGUGAUCAAAAUGCUGGACCGUUCAGUAGAGCCUUAUUCAAUUUCUCGGUUUUAUUCCAUUCUGUCACUUGGAUUCAUGUUGAUUUAUAUUGAGCGUCAGAAAAAAAAAACCAAAGCAGUUACUCAGCUAAUUUCAACACGUACAAACAAUCAAAUGAGCCAAUCACAGAUGACGCGGACGCCAAGCAUGGGGAAUCUCCUGAGUGAGUCUAUUGAUUUUGGAUAAAAAAAUUAGCGCGAGAUUUUUCAGCUUAAAGCUUUGCACACUCAAAGCUUAGCAGUGCAAUACCAAGGUACAAACUGUAGCUACGCUCAGUUGAAAACCUCGAAAGGAGCAUCCCCUCAGCUGAAAGUGCAAACCACAACCAGUUCUCCUGUAUGUUCAUUGUGACACGCCACUCGUUUUCCGUUUAUUUCAGAUUGAAAAGAUAAGCGUAAGUCACGACAGUCGUCACACCAACUCAGGCUGGUACUUAGAGGAAGUAACGGUUGAUGUACCGUCACGCGGUGACCACACUGUGUUCCCUUCGCAUUGUUGGUUGGCUUCUGAGAGAGGUGACGGCAGAAUUGUGCGGGACUUUACCUCAAGACCUUGUGAGUACUAGUGUGAUAUCAUCAAAUGACGAUAGUCUAUUCUCAUUAACGUCACCUCAGCUGUUGUCGAACUGACGUCAAUCACUGAUAACAAAAAGUCUUUUUGUGAUGGGACUUUUGGCUUAGAACGGUUUGCCAUUGUAGCUUACAAACGAAAGCAUACAAAUGACAUUUGUAUUCCUCGUAGUGUUGUUUCAGUUUCGUAAGGUCAUGUCUAAAGAAGCCUGAAUGUAACUCAUCAUCCCCACGCAUGGUACUUGUAAUUCUGUCAUUUCGUACUCAGUGUCGGUUGAUUAGCUUCCAAUUUCUAGUCGAUCAGUACCCAGAUAUAAAGCCUUUUGAGAAGUGUAGCAGUAACAGGGUACGGCAACCGCGCAGGGGGAGUGGGGAGGGGCACUCAAUGCAAGUUUAGGUAGAGAUGUGCCGCCGAGGCCGGCUUCAAACUCUGACCCUCUUCACGACAAAAACUGCUCAUUUCGAUAUCCUGUUUAAAAACUUAUUUCAUGACCCUGAUACAUUUUGUUCAGCCAUUUUUUGGGCUACUGUCAUUUAAUGUGUUUUUUUUAGGAAAAAAAUUCUCGGUACUACACAUGUACACCACUUAUCGCCAACUUUCACACUCUUUUGAAGGCUUUCGGUCCAAAAAGACACCCGUUGAAGACCCUUAAUAGUGAAAUUGUAUUCCAUGGUUAAGAUCCAGGGCCCUGAAAACCAUACCCUGUUCAGCGGCACAUAGCCGUUUGGGCCAAGUAAUGGAGUUCCCCAAGGGUACGGAACAACUAACUGUAUUUGGUAGGGUUGUUGGAAUUGGUAGUUUUAAUCUUUUGCAAUCGGCUCCUGGUGUAGGUCUCUAUCACUUGGCCAUCAAGACAGGAGAUGAAAGAAGCGCAGGUACAGAUGCAAACGUUUGGGUUCAAGUCUACGGUGAUAAAGGCGACACGGGACAUGUGCAGCUCAAGAAAUCAGGAAUGGUGGAGAACUUGUUUGAACGUGGUCAGACUGAUUAUUUCACUUUAGAAGCUGGUGAUGUUGGAAAGGUCAGUUUUGAUAUCAGUUUGUUUUGUUUGAUAAGUGCUGUGCAACUGCGAAAAACUAAAUUAAUUAUCAUUUGGCGAAAUAAAGGAGAGAGAAGUUAUGUGAGCGGCGUCAGGCAAGGGAGACGUUUUUUGCGAAAUUGCGUAAGAAUUAAGUUACUUGAUAUAUAAAUGCUAGGUAGUCUUUACACACAUGAAACGCGACCAUUGUUGUCGGGAGACUUAGAAGGCCAGGGUAUGAGAAAGUUAAAAUGGGCUUCAAGAUACACCGUUUUUGUCUACACGGACAGGCAAGAAUGUUUGUUACUUAGUUAAUAUGAAAGGGAACCAUGAUUUCCUAGUUGUGAUAGGGUAUCAUCGUUCUACGGUAAGCUACAGUCGGCGACAAAAUUGUUGAGACAUUGUACUUAAAUAGCAUAACUUCAGAGGUAAAGGUAGCUCGAACAUCGGCACAACAUUUUAUGGAGGGGAUGGGGGAGAAAAAGCUAUAUUUUCCUCUUUUGAAGCUAGGAAAACAUCAAAAAGCCCCUUUAGGGCGAAGUGUUUGUAGCAUUCGGGGUAAGAAGUACCCUGCGCGGGCCUAAACAAACCAACUAUGCGACGGACAAGCGGCGCGAACGACUUACCAAACGCCAAAAGCCAUGCAAACGAGAAACCUGCUCGCAAGGUAGGUAAGAAGCAACCUCCCCGUAUUAAUCACGGCUACGGGUACGAGUAAUCUAACUUUAAAGGGUAUACAGAAACGGUGUAUUUUAGGUCCAACAACUGCAUCAGCAACAACAAUUUAUUUUCCUUACUUUAAUUCUUCCUUUUGACAGAACUGCACGGAGCCGUAGUUAGUUCGUGCUUAUCUUGGGGGGUCGCUCCAUUAAAUUGUAAAGAAUAGUUUUAUUAUUUUAAACUCCUCGUCCGCGCGUUUUCAAUUCGUUAAACUGGAUUUAUUUGCAGAUUGAGAAGCUUCGCGUCGGCCAUGAUGGGCGUGGUCCUGCUGCUGACUGGUACGUUGAGGAAGUGAUACUAAACAGCGCUGUCCGUGGAGAGCAUCUCAUCUUUCCGUGUCAUGCUUGGGUAGCGGAGGAACAUGGCGCGGGAUCUGCAGACAAAGAACUUUAUCCGAAACAGCCAGGUAAGAACGUUACUGAUUUACAAAGUCAAAUAAUCAGCUGGCGAGUGCACCAAAUGUGUAGAUUGCGAGCACUCUUAUUUUUCUUUGAAAAAUUUCUCCACGCGUAACCCAUGUUGUAACGUCGUUGUCAGCAAUCGCGCUGGCUGAGAUGAGAACUUGACGGAUUUUAAGAGAGAAGGCGGACUGCAAACAGUCAACGUUACAUAUGUAUAUGAAAAGCCCUAUAAGAAACAGCCUUCCUGCAUCUGAAAAUUGGUCUGAGCACCGUAACAGCCAACCUUUCACAUAACCAAUACACCUUGCAGUCUAGCUGGUUUUAUGUAUAGAGGGUUUUCAGUCACGUUGCCAGCGGCUAUGCAAAUUUAUUGGAACAUAAGAAAGCGUUUCCAUAAGAAAAGGGUUCAACUCCUACAGAAUUUGUUUGGAAUACCAACAUGGCCGCCGUUUCAUUGUUUUGGAACACUAAAAUGGUCCUACACGGGAAUGGAAAUACAGGCUGCCUUCUCUGUCCUCAUAAAAACACUUCAGACAUUUUCAGUGAAUCGUAAAAUCACGUAAAGCAAUAUCAAAUGGGAGGACGUGAAUGAUGUCUAUACUCCAGCUGAAUCAUAUAUUUAUCUCUCCACCAUUUUCCUUUUUUUUGCAGUUUCUGAUUACAAUGUGAGGGUGAAGACAGGAAAUGUAAAGAACGCAGGAACAGAAUCAAAUAUUUAUCUUCAAAUAUUCGGCGAUAAAGGCGACACUGGUGUCAUUGAAUUAAAACAGAUUUGUGACACCAAAGACAGGUUUCAGCGUGGAGCAAAUACCAAGAUUAUCUUGCAAACUGUGGAUGUAGGAAAUGUAAGUUAUUGUUGUCUCUAGUGAAUUGCACGUCUUGUUAUCACUUAGGAGUUGAAGAUACGGCAACUACGAACUGAAGACGACCGGCCACUGUUGGGCACGCCGUUUGUAAAAAUAUAUUCUUAUUUGUCUCCCUUCUUGGUGGUUCCGUUCUCAUCCUUCCAUAGUAACUAAAAACCUUCGACUUCGUGUUUUCAUGAGCCUGUGAAAGCGGAGGAAACUACAUAUUGUGUCUCAUUCCAGUCUCAAAGUGCCUCCCAUCUGUAGUCGUCAGAUCGUAUUUUAAGAUGUUUACUCGACCAAAAUAUGUUGGAGUGUCCUGUUGGUCACGCCAUCGAUUUUGUCGUAUUAACUUGAAAGAAAAAUGUGAUAUACUCCAUUAGAUUCUAGUCUGCUUUCUGGAGUUUUGCCUCUUUAAUUGUCUUGCUAAAUAUUGCGUCGCUUUUGCUCCCCUAUGUAGCUGGAGAAGGUUCGAAUCGGUCAUGACGGAAGAGGCCUGGGAACAGGAUGGUACCUCGAGGAGAUCGUGAUCCUCAUACAUGACGAGUGCUGGAUUUUCCCUUGUAACCGCUGGCUGGCUGAUUAUGAAGACGAUGGAAAAACAGAGAGGGAUCUGUAUGCAGGUUAGCUUUAUUGUGUGUGAACGCCCAAACAGGAUGACAAGAACAUAGCGAAUUGUGUAGUCUGGUGCUCUAAUGUCUUUCUCCAGUAUCAAACGUCCACGCUCAAAGGAUUUACACUUGUAACUGCAACAAAUUGUUAUUGUUUAUAGAGAGGAAGACUUAUGCACACGAGCCUGACUUACAAGACUUGAUAGAAUACUUACAGACUGAUGAUACCACACUGAUCGUAAAUGCCGCUAACUACCUCCAGCAUCUCUCGUACAGUGAUGAGCAAGUCAAGGUUAAAGUACGGUAAGUUCGUCAGGCAACAAAAUUUUCCAUUGUAAAAUUCACAAAAGACAAAUUGUAGCCCGCAACGUUCGCCUGACAGCUUGUAAUUGGCUAAGAGAUUUCUUGCAGUCCCGAGGGUUGUCCCGCGCGUGAGUUUAGUCGGCCCAGGGAAGAUAUUUUACUCGGUAAGUGUGGUAGUUCAGCAAUGCCAAGCGAUUACAAGCGCCGCUUAGUUGAAAGUUUUAUGCAGUCAUCACCCCUCAGAGUCCAGUUGUGUUGUAAGUUUACUUUGGAAGCAUCUCAGGGUAACUAGCGUUACGACCUGCCGGGUAGGCGCUAUCGGGCGCGAGUUAAACGAUACGAGCGCUAGAAGAGGAUGACACGCGUCUCCUCUUAUCUCGCGGGCUGUUCUUGUUUGCGCCCUAAAUUUUUCAUGGGCCUUCUACGGAGGCUAUGGUAGUAACAAGUGCCCUUUGUUUAUGUUAUUGUUGUUUGUUUAUAACAGUGAGCUUGGUGGCAUCCCAGUUUUAGUACGUCUCCUUGACCACGAAUUAGAAGAAAUUCAUCGAUCUGCCGCGGCUUGUUUACUAAAUUUAUCCUACAGUAAAUCAAGAGACGAAAACAAGGUAAUUAUCCUCUUUUCAACGCCGUGUUGAUAGAAUGUUCGAGCUACAAAAGCGGCUUUGUUUAGAAAAGUACCGUAUUUUCUUUGUUAACUUUCUCACUUAACAAGUUGCCCUUAGCAGGAGUGAAAAUCACAAAUACACAGAGUUUAACCAGUAUGAGAUCGAUGGCAGACUAGGUCGUUUUCUACGCUCCAUGUGACACUGGCGUAGUCGUGUUUUUUAUAUUUUCAACACGAGACCGGCUAUAUUCGAAGGGGAUUCGUUUUGUAGGAAACUGUAGUGUUGCGUCGUUGGGAAAGCAAAACUUCAAACUUAGGGAAACUUUUCGAAAGUCCCUUCUACUUUCGGAUACAGCGCAACAUUAUAUAAGAAAAUCCAUAAUUAUUUAAUUAAUCCAUUACUGCAAUGCAUAUACGCCUGCAUGUCUUUGAUUACUUGGCUUUUAAACUAAACAUUGGUGAAAUUGUUUUCUCACGUUAUCGAGAUUUAAAAAAAACGACCCCCUGGUUUUAGACGCGGAAAGUUUCUCUCUUUCGUCAAAUUUGGUUGGGGGAUUGCGAGGUCUCGCUCCUUAAGUCACUUCCUGGUAAUUUUCGUGUCUCGCGCGUUUCGGUCGAUGGACUAAGAAAAAAAAGUGAAUGCUCGUCGUCUACCCGGUUCUAUCAAUUGGGCAAUGUUACGUAAAGAGAUUCAAAAGGUUCGUAUUAAGCCUUUUAUUCUCACAACUCUAUAUUUGUAUCUGUUCUCCCUCAGCUGGCUAUUGCUCAUUGUUACGGCAUUGAAGCUUUAAUUCGAUUGUUAAAAAGAACAAGAAAAGACGAGGUAAGCAGUUAAACUGACCCUCCUGUGUAUAGUUUAACUUCUUUUUUUGUGUGCCAUCAAUGAAGUUAGUGACAGACAAAUGUAUAUUUUGUCUCUUGAGAGGAGAAAAGAGAUGUUCAUUAAGAGAUUUAAGAGAGAUAGUCUGGAAAAAAUCGAGCGGCAAAAUCUUGAUUUCGAGGCAGGUGUUAAAAAAUCGAUUUCUUUCAUUUCUUUUCCACGGAUAGCUUUUAGGUAGAGAAGAAACCUGAUAUAGAUUGUUUCCACCAAAAGCCGUUUAUUUGUGCGAAAAAUUGUCCAGUCCAAAUUUCUCCCUGCGGCUUUUUCUGCGAACGCAAGGAGAGUUGAUGUUAGCAAAUUUAGGGUUGAAAGUUAGGCCACGGAUAAUGUUAUUUAAUUUGUACUUUUCUCGAAACUAAAAGGCCUUUUUACGAUAAUAAUUUACAUCAGAUUACUUAUCCCCCAUGUGCCAUGUAAGAAAUGGAUUUUUCAACUCUUGUCACCCAAUAAAGACUUAACGACUUGUCUCGAGGGAAACAAAGGAAACCAAAGAUUCGAGGGGAUCUAUCCUCCACGCAUCCGCUUGAAUACUUGUAUGAAAUCAACUGAUUUCGUUGUGAGGAAACUUUUAAACAUAACAAACGCUGUGAGAUUAAAUAUCGUAAUGUUUUCCUGGCAUCCUCUUCUCAGCCUUCUGAUUUUCCGGUUUUUUAACACGAGAGCUCUUCUUGACAGCUGGUUCUUUCACCUCCAUGGCUUGAUAACAACUUUGCUGCAGUUGCAUAUAUACAUAAUUAUCCAGUUGCUCUAAAUUGUGAUUUGUUACAUAACUGCAAAUUUUGAAGCUGGAAAUUCAUUCAACCUCGCUGUAUUGUAACGGCGGUCUUCGGUUAAGGUAACAGUGAACGGAGCCUCUGACGUCAUGGAUUUUGCAACGUUGCCCGCUCAGAGAUUUCAUUGUUUCAAACAGUUUCCUUGUUAGAUGUCAUGUGGUUAAGAAGUAACCAAUGAGAGCGUGCGUUAUUGGGAAAAAUUUCCUGCUAUAUAACAACACUGCUUAUAAGGGUACAAAAAGGGCGUGAGAUUAAAGGUAAUGACCACCAAGAAAUAAAGGUCGCGAUUGUAAACACAUCCACCUUUUCUGUUCGCUUGGAAAUGGUUGGAGAGUAGUGUAGAAAAUAUGCAUGCUAGACGAGUAUCACCGUUUAAUGAUCAAAGGUCGUUCACAGAAUUUUUAAAUUUGUUCCAGGUGAAAGAAGUACUGUUAGGAGUUUUAUGGAACCUUUCAUCGUGUGAAGUAAGUUUUUCUAAGUUGUAAUUGUAGCACCUCCUACGCUUUGCAGACGCCAAAGAUAUCUUUUCAGUAUUGUCGAGGAAAAAAUAUUGAAAUAGAGUUUAACUGAUUGGCAACUACAUUCUGUGUUAAAAUGAAAAAAAAAUGUCAAUUGCUCAAGAUGACUGAUGAUUGUGCAAGGGAAAGAUAGUGAAGUUAGUCAAUAAUUUCCAUCUUUGUUUAAUACGUUGAUAGUGUGCGCUCUUCUCUCGUGGCAUAAACUGUUAACACCACGCGUAUUAAGCUUUUUUUUUUUGCUUUCCUCCAACAGGAUCUAAAGCUUCGUAUCAUCGAAAUAUGUCUGAUUGUCCUAGUAACUAUAAUAAUUAUACCGUAUUCUGGUUGGACCAAAACCGCUGCCCAGAGUAACGCGCCGAUCCCGUCGAUUAAAUGGUCGACCGUCUUCCGUAAUGCCAGCGGUGUUCUUAGAAAUGUGUCCUCAGCAGGGCCUGAGGCAAGACGAGUUAUGAGGGACUGUUAUGGACUGGUGGACUCCUUUGUGUGGAUCAUUAAGGCGCCUAUUGGAAAAACUGAUAUUGAUAAUAAGGUAACGAAACAGGAAGUAAAUAUUGUUCUCUAGUACGCUAAUACGCUAGGUGACGCUCAGUCACUUGAGCACUUUCUCACCGAAUUGACUGGAAAUCAGUAUCAAAAUAAUUGCUUCUAAAAACAACAACAAAAAUAACGAACUCUGUUGGGGAAAACGGAAGAAGAUUCAAACGGGUGGCAUUUCGGUAAACUUGAAAACGUUUGAGAAAGUGUGACGUUUGUCAGUUUACCGAUUUAUUCGAUUGUAAAAUUUAGGGCCCGCCUUCAUAUAACGUCACGGCGGCCAUAUUGGUGUACAAAACAAUUAAACAGCGGCCAUGUUGGUCUACAGAAUAAAUCAUGUGGGGAUUGAAUUCUUUUCGAAUGUAAAAACCUUCUUUUUCUCGAAGAAAUUUGCAUAGCUGCUGACUACGAGGGUGAAAAAGAUCUAUAAUAUGAAAGAAGAUCAUGGCAGUUAUAGACGCAACAUUUGCAAUUGCGAAAAGAAAGCCUGAAAAAAAAGUCAAAAAUUGUAACUAAAAUAACCUAUGGUGCGAUUAUUGAAAUUAAACCUCUUUGGCAGUACUUUCACAUGGGAAAUUUUUGUUCCUCGUAGUGUACAAAGUGAAAUGAGGGAAAAUUUAAUUUCGAUCACUGUUAUCAGUGGAGAGUCAAGGUUAUUUAUCUUUAUUGCUGUUUCAGUCUGUAGAGAAUUCCGUCUGUAUUCUUCGCAAUUUGUCAUAUCGUCUGGAAAACGAAGUUGACAGAGAAAAAUAUAAGGACGCUCCCAUGAUUGAACCAAGCCGCAAGGAACCCGAGAAACCUGAUCCGGGUUGUAUGGCAGGCUGCGGAGUUGCAUCAAAGAAGAAAAAGAAGGGAACAAUCAAAGAAUCGGAACAGCCUCAAAUUAGAAGAGACCCGGUCGAAGGAGUCGAGUUAUUAUGGCAACCGGAGAUCGUCAAGUCAUAUUUAUCUAUAAUGGCAGAAUCGUCAAAUCCUGAGACGUUAGAAGGCUCGACUGGCGCUGUGCACAAUUUAACGGCUUGUGGAUGGCGGGUAAGACGAAUUUUACUUGAUGGAAGUUUUUCCCUCUCUUCGUCUUUGUACUCUCUCUUUCUCGCUUCUGUUUGCGCCCUAACGUAAGGGUUUCCCUGGAAUAGGUGUGUUGCGUGACGACCAAAAUAAUGCUUGUUUUGAAGACUAUGUAACUUCCUCUUUCCGGACCAUUGCAUCUGUGGAAAGGGAGAAAGGAAAAAGGCAUGCAGCGGGUGUUUCACGCCAAAUACCAGGCUCCUUUUGCUCAGAAACGGCACACUUAGGUUAAAGAGCUACGUUCGGGUUGAAGACAUUAUGAACAGUGCUUCAAGUUCAAGAUCGUUCUACUCUUUAUAAUAACAAUGUUGCAUCAGCCCGCACCGCUCGAGAUUAUAAUAGUGUACGAACUAACAGGAUAUCUGGUGGAGGAUGGAGCUGGGGAGAGCUGACGAGUAACCGCGAACAGACGGGAAGGGACGAAGGGCAAUGAAAAAAGAAGCCAGCGGGGAAACCCGACAACUCGUAACUUGAAAGCGAACCCCAAACACGACAGCUUACUCGCCUGCCAUUGCAAGUGCUUAUAGCAAGACUACCCCACUCGUUUGUAACUGUUUCACGCUUUCCUGAUAUUCUGAUGCAAUCUAAACGCGUUGAUUUGCUUAUGUUUUCGUUUUGCAGUGGUCCAUGGUGGCGCGUUCCGCUGUGCGGAAAGAGAAAGGUCUUCCCAUUUUAGUGGAACUUUUACGGAUGAACUUUGAUCCUGUAGUAAGGGCUGUUGCGACCGCUCUUAGAAAUCUUGCAAUUGAUCCAAGGAACAAAGACCUAAUAGGUUUGUAUGAGCAUCUGCUGCAACGUGUAUUAAGGCUAAUGUCACGAAGUGGUCCCCUGUCCUGUCUUCGGUCUGCCUAGGGAUAUAGGCCUUACCCGUCAGAUAUUUUAAGCAGCGGCUGACACCAGGAGACUUUCGCCUUCAAAGUCCGCGGGAGAAUGUCAAACAUGGAACAUUCCGUAUACAGCUACUUCGAGAAAAUUUGUCGGAAAAAAUGUGCACGCGACAAUCCCGGUAAUAUGGGAUAUGAUCAACACGCUGUUCCUGACACUGUAGCUCUCGAAUCUUCUAUUGUUGCUUUCCUUUAGCAUUCGCAAACAUACGUCCAUGGCCUCUAGUGCCAUUCUUUCAAAUUUCUUUGAAGAACAGUGAACUCAAAACCGCCCACAAUACCUUUCGGGAUUGUCGCGUGCACUUUUCCCGACAACCUUUCUCGAAAUAGCCGUAAAUCAAGCUUCUACGGAGCUUUGUCUCGAAUUAUAUUUUAAAAUAUAACUAACAGUAGGAACUGCCACCAAAUUGAGUGAAGCAAAAAAAAUAAUCCCUCAAAACAUGAAAAGAAGAUAUAAAUAACCUAGCAAGUACAAAGGGAGGUACCGAUGGACAAACUUGAAGAAGAUAAAAACGGACUCGCAAUUGCUCAAUUGCUGGGUUUUCGUCCCGAGUUCAAAUUCUCGGCCACGCUUGUAAAUAGCCAACUGGUUGCCUUCUAACAGUUUUUUAACCUGUUAUGUUGUAUUUGAAGGGUUUCAUUUGAGUGGAGUGCCUUUUGUUGUUUCCACUAUAAACAUGCCUUUAAGCUUUUUUUAACUAACCUUUAACGGAUUGCAAUUGUGGGUUUUUGAAAACUUGCUAGCCUAACAGUUUUUAACAAUGUGUAAGGGUUCAUUUUUGUUGUUUGUAAGGUUUGAUAUGAUGCUUUCAUUGUCGGACAAGAAGCUGUGCAGUGUGUGUGGGUUUUUUUUUACAAGUACUUUCUUCGUUAACGUCAAGUUCCAUACUGUAUAAGGAAGCGUAAUUGGCAAUAUUGACAAAAAUGAACUAGACAGUCGUGACACAGCCCCUUAAAAACCCAAGUAUUUACACUUGUAAACAGUACAUGUUUUUAGUUUUUUUUUCAAGUUGCCACUUUUGGUGCCUGUAGGUAAAUACGCUACAAAGGAUCUUAUUCACCGUCUCCCUGAUCCUGAAGCACCCAAUGACAGAGUUGAAGAGAACACAGUCGGCGCAAUACUAUGUGCUGUUCAUCAGGUGGUCAACAAGAGCAUCCCAAAUUCAAAGUAAGACACCAACAUAUACAAAUAGCCUGCUUUUAUAAUGCUGAGGAAAAACGCGCCAAAAAAAAACCAAAAACAACUACAACUGCUACAUGUACUACAAACAAUAAACUUUGAAAUGGGCGCCGUACUUAGCCUACAAGCAAACGAGAGAACUUUUUGAAAGCUGAGGUUUACUUAGGAUAUACCAUUAAGAUGUAGAUCUGUAAGUAAGUUUUUGAGUGUCUCAAUCGACAGAAAGGGCAUAAUUUUAAAGGAAGUGUGUAAACCGGAAGUUAUAUUGAAGGCAGUCCAUGGUGUUUUAUAACGCAUUCUGUCCCGCGUCUGUACAAAAUAAGAUAGGGCACAAAGUCAAGGAAACGCGCCGGCAACCAGGCCUACCGGCCAUUUUGACUGGGUCGACUUGCACUAUGGGAUUGUUUUUGGGCCAGCUCUUGCGCAACUUCGUAAUAGCCAAUGAAAAAUGUGAUGGUGUGUUCCAAAACAGUCCCAUAAUGCAGUUUGACGCAACCUCAAAAUGGCCUAUUUUAUAGCAGUACCACAGCGGAGCCUGAGUGCCAGCGUGCAGUGUCUGUAUUGUAAAAACAGUCGAUAUAAUUCUGUUUUUACUUCUCUUCAGACACGUGCGCAGUGUUGGAGGACUAAAGAAGAUUGUGGCAAUAGCGAAGUCUAGGAACAGAUACUCGCCUAAGAUAGUCAAAACAGCUAACCAGGUAUGUUUAUCACCAUUUAUCUUUAAUAAUAACGAAUAUGACGAGAAAAUUAUCUUUUGAUUAUACCGAUUACUAUAUGACUAUCCUUGGCUAAAGGAACACAAAAUAAAAAACGGGAGGUAGCGGGCCGCCAUUCACUUGACACUGAUAUAGAAAGAAGCCUCAACCUCCAUUUCCUACUGUAAAGAUGCAAAAGGAUUUUCUUAACUCCUAGAGUGUGAAGAGGACUUUUUGACGGAGACCAGCUGUUUCCGUGAAAAAAUUGAUUCCGGUGGAAUACUAUUUCUCGCGGUCGACUCACAGACCUAUUUUCACUCGUUAUUCUGUUUGUUUGUGUGUGUGUGUGUGUGUGUGCUUUUUUUGUUUUUGUUUUUUUUUCUUUUCUUAAACGCCUUUUCCCUUAUAAGCAAAAGUUUUAAGUGCUCAGGUUUUUUGGUUUAUUCAUCUACAAAUUUUUUCUUCUUCUUGAAGGUUUUAAUAACAAUUUGGAAUCUAGUGCCUCUUCGAAGUUCUCUGAAAAACGAGGGCUGGGAAUUUACGAAAGAAAUAGGCGAUGAGUUUGGUCACGUGCCCCCAACGCCACGCCCUUUUGAGGACAUAACAAUGCCACGAGGAAGACAACCGCCGUCCGGGUCUUUAAAAAGAGAACCUCGUCCGAUAAGAGCCGAGGAGACAUCCAUUCCUCAACCUCAAUUCUACGAGCCGGAAAAAAGCGGUGCACCACCAAGUACUUCCACCAGAGGCGACGGUUACGAAGGAGACGACGAAAUACGCCGACGAAGGGCGCCGAGAGAGGGCCGAGAUGAAAUAGAAAUGGAGGAUAUCGGCGGUUAUCGGGAAAUCGAUAAUAAUCCGGAUCCCGAGCGUACCGGUGGUGCCCAGGCUUUAACUCCGGCCUACGAUAGUAGGCAGCCGCGUGAAGAACCACUGUACGCCCAAGUUGAUAAAAGCAAAAAGAAAAUGUAUAAAUUACAAGGAACUGAAGGACAACAAAGCGAUUCUUGGGUGUAAAACAGUUUUGCCGUGAAAUGUGUCGAGUCGUUUUGAUUUCUUUAUGUUGGUUCUCCAAGACUUCUAUUUUUGUCGCUCUUUUAAUUGGCGCGAACAAGGUACAUUAGCAAACCAACAAAAAGAUCAAAAGGACAAAAUGAAAAGUGAAGUGAAUGUGACGUUUGUUUUUUUUAAAACAGCCAGAUUGGAAGAAAAAAUUCUGACGCUUUUUCUAAUUGCUGCCUCUGAACGUUGGAUGAUAAAUUACCUUUGUGGAAGAAAUAUUACUUGACUCUAUGCCAACACUAAGGUUAGCAAUAGUAAAAGCGUUGAAGUGACUUUUUUUAUAGAGUUUGGUCCAUUAAUGUCAAAUGCAGAUAACCCUCAGCAGGUCAAGGUAACGAAGAGUAGCAAUUUUUUAAUUCAUUAGUGUAAAUUUUUUUGAAUUCCAUAAAGCAUGUAUAAAAAUCCUUCAGAUAGAUUUAAAUGCUAGCUUGAGGGUCUAGAAGGCUUUUUAGGCUUUUCUUGGCGAAGGUAGAAUAAAAACGUUUGUCACGGCUUGGUUAGCACGCUGGGUUCCAGGCCGUCCGAACUUGCCUGCGUCCGUUGCCGUAUGAUUGUGCGUGAGACUGGAGUAGAGUUGUGUUGAAUUGCUUUGUGAGAUUUUUGAGGGGACGAAUUUUGACCUAUUUUCCUGUGCAACCUCAUAAUAAACGAUUCCAUGGCGCACUUCAACACAGUAUUGAGCAGUCUUACCUCAAAAUAUCUCAAAUUGCUCUAUGGGAUUUUUUGCGGGGACGAAUUCUAACCUAGUUUCUCUCGCAACCACGCAGUAAACAAUCCCUUGGCGCAUUUCGACACAGCAU
Molecule: messenger RNA, 34066 nt
Organism: Porites lobata
Lineage: Eukaryota; Metazoa; Cnidaria; Anthozoa; Scleractinia; Poritidae
Source: the annotation of a GenBank genome assembly